Solanum pennellii is the source of this 1110-nucleotide messenger RNA. RefSeq names its product protein YELLOW LEAF 1, choloroplastic-like. The coding region runs from base 301 to 822 and encodes 173 amino acids. Gene Ontology annotation, biological process: thylakoid membrane organization; chloroplast organization. The transcript is spliced from 6 exons. The record is from RefSeq and is a predicted model, not a curated record. Lineage: Eukaryota; Viridiplantae; Streptophyta; Magnoliopsida; Solanales; Solanaceae. Gene Ontology annotation, cellular component: chloroplast.
GUAAACAAGCUUUAUAGCUUUUCUUCUUCUUCAUCUUCCUCCAAUUUUGCAGAAAUCCGACAAAAAAAAUUGUAAUUUUCCGUCCAUCAUUCUUCUUCAAUAUAUUGGGUAUCUGCAAAAAAAGAAUCUGCUGGAAGUAUGCGUGUAAGACCUUUACACAUGGGUAUAUCAAGGCAGAUGAAAAGUUAUGUAACUGAAGCUUAAACUAGAGGCAUCUAUAUUUUUGGGAAAAUCACAAAACAAGUGCUGGUUGCCCUGUCUUGCGUCUAGCAGUGGCGGAGUGUGGAGGCACUCUUCAGAAUGGAUUUCAGGAUUCUAUGCGAGUUUAAUUUCAGGGAGACUCAGAAUUCUUUCAAAAAGAUGUCGUUAACUGCCAGUACCAUCAUGAGUGUAACUACUUUGCCAAUAGUGAGAGCAGGGGAUCAAUGCCGGAAGCAAUUCAAGCCAAUAGUAUCAGUUCCAGCUGGCCUCCAUCCGGUUGGCAUGCAGUUACAACUCAAUAACAACAGAAAAAGCUUGAGAUGUUCUGUUCAAGAAAGGCGUGCUUCAAUAAUAUGUGCUGCUGCUCUGAACGCGAGAUGUGCUGAAGGCCAGACACAGACAGUUACACGAGAAUCAUCAACCAUUACAGUUGCACCAGUUCAAGGAAAGGAGAAAUCUCCUGACCUGGAUGAUGGUGGGACUGGAUUUCCCCCUCGUGAUGAUGAUGGAGGCGGAGGCCAUUGGAAAGGUGGGUUCUUCUUUUUCGGAUUUCUUGCUUUCUUAGGCUUGUUAAAGGACCAGGAAGAGGAAGGACCCUACCGGGACCAACGAAGAAGAUGAAGAAAACCAGAAUACAGAUACAUAGAAAUCAAAACAAAAUUGGAAGUUCAGGAUUUGUAACUGGUCUACCAUCGUUAUUCUCCAGGCAUGGCUUCGAGCAACCUCUAGUAGGACGAUAAUCUUCAACUAGCUCAUUAUGUAUCACAAGAAAAUAAUGUUGUGAACUUAGAAAUGGUUUUCUGGUACAAUUAAAGAAAAGAAUGUAAUUGCAGAAGUAUCAACUGUCAAGUGGAUUGUAUAGUUUUUGAAAAAGAAAAAUAAAUUUGGAUACAAAGUAAUUUUGUUUAA